Messenger RNA from Alosa sapidissima (American shad), 1042 nucleotides. RefSeq names its product GTPase IMAP family member 9-like. The record is from RefSeq and is a predicted model, not a curated record. NCBI's taxonomy places the organism in Eukaryota, Metazoa, Chordata, Actinopteri, Clupeiformes, Clupeidae. Bases 61 to 489 code for a protein of 142 amino acids. The transcript is spliced from 2 exons. Gene Ontology annotation, molecular function: GTP binding.
CUGCUCAUUAGAGUGAGUAGGUCAUUCACAGAGACACACAGAAGAGCAGUGCAGGAACACAUGGAGCUGCUGGGUGAGAGAGUCUGGAGUCACACUAUAGUGCUGUUCACAUAUGGGGACUGGCUGGGAGACACGAGCAUUGAGCAGCACAUUGAGAGUGGAGGAGAGGCUCUGCAGUGGGUUGUAGAGAAAUGUGGCAACAGGUAUCAUGUUGUAGACAAUGAGAAGAGGGAUGGUGGCCAGGUGACAGAGCUGCUGGACAAGAUAGAGGAGAUGGUGGCAGGAAACAGGGGCCAUCAGUUUGACUUUGACAGAAAUAUUUGUAAAAAACUACAAGAGAAGAAGAAGGAAGCAGAGAGAAGAGCAGAGGAGAGGAAGAUGAAGGUGCACAAGCAGAGACAGACUCUCAGAUCAUCAGCAGGUGGAGUUCCACAUAUUUCUGACAUGAAGGUUGUGCUGCUGGGAAACAGAAAUGCUGGGAAGAGUUAAUCAGGAAACACCAUCCUGGGCAGAGAAGAGUUUGGCACCUCAGGAAGAACAGCUGAGUGUGUGAGGAGAGAAGGAGAAACAGCAGGUAGACGCAUCACUGUAGUGGAGGCACCAGGAUGGUGGAGGAACUACACUGUAGAGCAAACUCCUGAACGUGAUAAAGGAGAGAUUGUCCUCAGUGUGUCUCUGUGUCCUCCAGGACCCCAUGCUCUACUCCUGCUCAUUACAGUGGAUGAGUCAUUCACAGAGACACACAGAAGAGCAGUGCAGGAACACAUGGAGCUGCUGGGUGAGAGAGUCUGGAGUCACACUAUAGUGCUGUUCACAUGGGGGGACUGGCUGGGAGACACGAGCAUUGAGCAGCACAUUGAGAGUGGAGGAGAGGCUCUGCAGUGGGUUGUAGAGAAAUGUGGCAACAGGUAUCAUGUUGUAGACAAUGAGAAGAGGGAUGGUGGCCAGGUGACAGAGCUGCUGGACAAGAUAGAGGACAUGGUGGCAGGAAACAGGGGCCAUCAGUUUGACUUUGACAGAAAUAUUUGUAAAAAACUACAAG